UGUGCCCGCACCCAGCGGCGGUGCGCGGUGCCGGGGAGGCGGUGGCGCCCGCCCGCCCCGACGGCGCGCCCCGCCACAGCAGCGCAGCGCGCCAGCACCGCGCCGGCCUGCCCUCGGGCGCGGAGAGCCGGCGGCCGCGCUGACGCCGCUGCGCGCCAUGGCUGUCGCCUACCUGCUGGGCAACGGCUCCGCGCCGCUCCUCGCCGGCGCCCUGGAGCUCCCCUUCGCCGCCAACGCCUCCGCUGCCUGCCGCCCCGCCGCGCCACCCUGCGCGGUCGCGCCGCCGGGCGCCUGGGGCAACGGCUCGGCGGCGGCGGGCUGGAACCGCUCCGAGCCCUGCGGCGGCGCCAACGGCAGCGCGGGCGGCGGCGGGCCUUGCGCGCCCGCGGGCGGCGGCCCCUCCGUGGUGACGGCCAUCGCCAUCAUGGCCCUCUACUCCGUCGUCUGCGUCGUGGGGCUCUUCGGCAACUUCUUGGUCAUGUAUGUCAUAGUCAGGUACACGAAAAUGAAGACUGCCACCAAUAUCUACAUUUUCAAUCUUGCAUUGGCAGAUGCCCUAGCAACAAGUACUCUGCCAUUCCAGAGUGUGAAUUACUUGAUGGGAACAUGGCCAUUUGGGACCAUCCUUUGUAAGAUUGUUAUAUCCAUUGACUACUAUAAUAUGUUCACCAGUAUCUUUACACUUUGCACCAUGAGUGUGGAUCGCUACGUAGCUGUUUGCCACCCAGUUAAGGCCCUUGAUUUCCGUACCCCCAGAAAUGCCAAAAUUGUCAAUGUCUGCAACUGGAUUCUUUCUUCUGCCAUUGGCCUGCCAGUUAUGUUCAUGGCAACUACUAAAUACAGGCAUGGCUCUAUUGACUGCACACUUACAUUCUCCCACCCUGCAUGGUACUGGGAGAACCUCCUGAAGAUCUGUGUGUUCAUCUUUGCCUUCAUCAUGCCAGUCCUGAUCAUUACUGUGUGCUACGGGCUGAUGAUUUUACGCCUGAAGAGUGUUCGCAUGUUAUCUGGCUCCAAAGAGAAGGACAGGAACCUACGGAGAAUCACAAGGAUGGUUCUUGUAGUGGUGGCAGUGUUUAUUGUCUGCUGGACUCCCAUCCACAUUUAUGUCAUCGUUAAAGCCCUGGUCAACAUCCCAGAAACUACUUUCCAGACUGUCUCCUGGCACUUCUGUAUUGCUCUAGGGUAUACAAAUAGCUGCCUUAAUCCAGUUCUUUAUGCAUUUCUAGAUGAGAAUUUUAAAAGGUGUUUCAGAGAGUUCUGCAUCCCCAUUUCCUCAACCAUUGAGCAGCAAAACUCCACCCGAGUCCGACAAAACACUCGUGACCAUGCUUCCACUGCCAACACUGUGGACAGGACUAACCAUCAGUUGGAACUUCAAGAAGCUGAAACUACUCCACUGCCGUGACAGGGUCUCCUGCCGCAUAGCUCUCAAAGCACUUGCACACCAUGCCACAGUGUGUCUGGGCACUAUGCUAUGGGAACGUGUAGGACACACUUUCCCUCAAAAACAUACCACAGAGGAAAGCGCCUGCUUUUUCCAGUCUGCCCAAAAUUGCUUCUGCAGCACUGCUACAUUGCACAUAACAGAAGCAUGAAACUUAACAGCAAGCAGAGCCAACAGAUACGGGGGCUUGCCAGGCUCCAGUGUUCGAGAGAGUCAUGUUUACCAGGAUUACAUACCGUAGUCUAAAACAAAGCUACUGUACCUGUAGCAAUCUGACAUGUUCUUGAGAAGUUACAGUGGUGUUAAACAGGUUGGAAACAAAAAUUCAAAGGUUAGACAGCUAUAGUUUGAAAAAUAAAGGUGAGCUUUCAAUGAUAGGAAACAAUAGGAAAUGAAGUUGUAAUACUGUUGGGUACCUAUUUACUCUUUAAAUUUCUUUCUAGAGGUGUUUUCUGUGCAGGUUAUUUGUGUGCUGAAGUCUCACAAGACCAUCUAGAACAACACAUUUGCAGUUCAAGAGGGAUUAUCUUACAAGGAUUACAUGUUCCAUAAUUUUGAAGUGAAAAUAUUCAGUGCUUACUCAACAAAAAACUCCAAGCUUCAUCUUCUGCUUCUGGUUCUUGUAUAAAAAACGGGCUUUUAAAUCAAAACAAUGAGCUAUCUCUUCUUCUAAAAAAGAUGAGUAAAUGAAAGCAUUCCAUGUUGUUGGUUGUCAAAUGGUCCCCAAAACAGCAAAGACUAUUAACAUAAAUUCCUAUGUGAACAGAAGUCUAGCUAUAAGCCUGCCAGAGCUAUGUGAAAUGCUUGGAUCAGUUAAUAAAUUAGACUUGUCUUUUUUUUAAUAGAAAGUUACCGUUUGCUAGACAUUUAGCUUUUCUUAACCAAAUCCAUAAUGUUUGCUUUUUUAACAAACGUCAUACAGUCUACAUCUCCAUUUUGUAUUAACUACUAAAAUACAUUAAGAUUUAUGAAAGAAACAUUGUACUGAAGUAAAUGCCACCUUAACUGUUUUCUAGUAUGAAAAAUAGAAAUAUCCAUGUAGAUCAUUUGUGGUACAAUGGUAUUUUCUAGCCAUUGUUUGUUACUUGCUUUGUAAAUAAAUCAUCAGUAGUUAACCAAGGGAAAACGUACUUUGAUGAAUUUAAGUGUAUUCUAAAAUACAACUUUAUGGAACAGGGGUUUUUGUCUUUUUAUUUCUGCAGCCAAAAUGUAUUUCUUUUUUUCACUGUUAAAAUCUGUGUAACAGUAUGCUUUCAAUGUGGAAUUGUUCGUUUCUGCCAUGGACUGCAUAAUAAAGAUUGAAGGCCAAAUGUUCAAGUUGCCUUGCAAGUUGCAAAUUAAAGUAAUAUUUGAGUCUCAUCACUGUUGCAGCUAAAUAUGUACCCCUAUAUAUCAGCAGAACAUGAAACUAGAUAUAGCAGAAGUGCCUUCAUUUUUUUUUCCUUUUCUGUUGAAGGUUCAACUGUGCAGUCAUAGGGGUUUAGUACUUAAUUUUGUACUAGUGUAACAGGAUCUUCUCAUAGUCAUUAAAGUUUAAACCAGAGUCAUCACCAUGCUAAGAGGUUUUGCAUCCAAUUUGUAAAUAGUAUAAGGUAGGCACUCGGAAGAAUCUGAUAUAUUGCUUUGUGCUACACAGCAGUGUUAUUUAAAUAACAAGAAAAACAGAAUACAUCAAAAAUACAAACAGAUUAAUAUCAUACAACAUCAUUACUAUCUGACGAGUUCUGAGUAGUCUGCCAUGCUCACAUACAACCACCUUACAAAACUGAAAUAUAUUGAAUGACUAUUUGAAAAGUCUUGUAUGUUUAAUUAAACUUUAAAUCAUAGUUUCAUGACUAGUCAAAAGUUCAUCAGCUUUCACAGAAUUUACACAAUUAAUUGAAACCAUCAUUUCUUCUGUACUUAGUAUGGAAUUUUGCUCACAGGCAAAAUACUAGGACUUGCCAACAGACAGGCUAGCAUGUUUAAAGAUAUUUUUGGUUUCUACAGUCCAAUAAUUAAUUGGGCAACCUGAUUAAAUAUUUUUAGCAGUAGAAGUGUUGUAGCCUUGAUGAUCUAAGGAUAUGAGGAAGCAAAUUUUAUUAGCAGAACAUUAGCAAAAAUAAGUAAAAUGUCUCAUUUUUUUCCAAAAGGCUUGAAUGUUUGUUGGUAGUUCUUUCUUUUCUGGUAGCACAUUGUUACACAACUUCUGUAUCUGCGUUGUAAACUUUAAUAAAAAUGUUUGUGUUUCUUGUAUAUUUGCAACAUACUGUAGUAAAAUGCAUGUUGUUUAAUGUGUUAUGCCAUAUAUUAAUAACUUAGCUCU
Molecule: messenger RNA, 3752 nt
Organism: Falco peregrinus (peregrine falcon)
Lineage: Eukaryota; Metazoa; Chordata; Aves; Falconiformes; Falconidae
Gene: OPRM1
Product: opioid receptor mu 1
Exons: 4
Coding region: 158-1408 (416 amino acids)
Biological process (GO): G protein-coupled opioid receptor signaling pathway; neuropeptide signaling pathway; sensory perception of pain
Cellular component (GO): membrane; neuron projection
Molecular function (GO): G-protein beta-subunit binding; G-protein alpha-subunit binding; neuropeptide binding
Source: RefSeq, a predicted model, not a curated record